UUGUGGAUUUUUGUCAUGGGUCAAGGGUGGAAAAGGUUAUCUUUGCUUGUAGUUUUCUUGCUAUUUUGGAAGAAUGCUGAUGGAGUUAAAGGUAGAGCUUAUUCCAAUGCCCAUCAUCUGUGGGGUCAGCCUUCUGAUGCUCUUUCACCUCAUGCAGUCCAGUCUUCUAUGUCAGAGACCCGUGUGACUUUGCCUGUUGAAGAAGUGGGCUCCUGUUUGUUCCCUAACAAACCCCUGAAAAGCAGGUCAAAGCUUAAUGUACUCCAGUUUGUCAAAGGUGGUUCUAGCAGCUAUCAGUCAACGUCCCUUGCCCAAACUGCUCCAGGCAGCUCUGUAUCUGCUUCCUUGCCUCUGCCCCCAGUUCAACAGCCUUCAAGCAGUUUGAUGUCCUCUGGGUCAACCAUUUUGGGUGUUGCUAGUGGAUCAAAUUUGGAGACCCAGUAUGCUGCGAGUGGUUCUGGAUCCCUUGUUUCUAACCAAGGAGAGCGUAAUAGCUACUCUGAGCUUGGCAUUUCUGGCCCGUCUACCAGUGAUAAUUUGCAUGUGUCCAGCUCCCAGGCAACAUCUGUUCAUCAAUCAGCAGACGCCUCUUUGCCCAUGUUCUCUCAGGAGAGUGUCCCUUACAGUAGCUGGUCUAGCCAGGCUCAAGGCUCUGCCACUUCUCAGGGCAGCUCUGGGGCUGUAUUGUCUGCAAGUUCUGUCCAGUCUAUCCCCACACAAGUCGGGAAUAACCGUUACAGUGGUGUCUCCCACUACCUCUACCAGUCAACAAGUGCUCAAAGUUCACCUAGUGUGUCUACAUCAAGCACUCAGACCAGGUAUGGUACUCUGUUAGCAACUUCUAGUCGUUAUGUCCCUGUACAGGGAGGUAGUAGCUCCAAUAGUUUUUCUCUCAAGCCUCCGGGUACUCUGGGUCGGUAUGCUCCUGGAUCCCCUACCAAAUAUGUAAGCGCUCGCAUGUCUUCACACCAAGCUAUUUAUAGCCAAACCACAAGUAGCGGGUCUUCCUAUAAAACAGUUUCACAAGUUGGUUCUCUGUCUCAAACGGGAGCUUCUGGUCAGUUUACAUCUCAGGGAGGGAACUAUUAUAGUGGGUUGCUUCCACAGUCUCCAGCUACCUCUAGUCAAUCUGCUCUUGGCUACUCCAAGCUUAUUUCCUCACCCCAAAGGACUUCCAGUCAGUCUGGCAGUGUAUUGAGUUCCCGUAAGCAAUAUGCCUCUGCCUCCCAAGGCAGCUCAGGGGCUCAGUUUGGGGCCUCUACAGGUUUUGCCUCACAGGGAAUGAGCAGCUCUUACAGUGGUUCUGUUCAGUCACAAGAUACCACAGGUCAGUUUGCCCCUGGCUCUCCAUCUUCAUAUGAUGGUUUAUAUUGCAAGUGUGCACUGUCACCCCAAGGUGUAGAUAGUCAGUCUACGAUUCAGAGUUCACGUAAGCAGUUCACCUCUGGCUAUGGCACCCAGUCGGGGUCUUCUAAAACCUUCACCCUGCAAGGAAGUAUCGCUUUUGAUGGGUCACCACAGCCUCAAGGUACUGCAAGUCAAUUUUCCCCCGUGUCUCCCUCAUAUCCAAGUGUAUCAUCCCCAUCCCAAGAUGUUGCCAGUCCAUCUACUAUGGUUCAGGUUUCUCAGAAGCAACUUGCUUCUACCUUCACGGGCAGCUCUGGCACCCAGGGAGGGUCCUCCACUCCCUUCACCCUGCAGGGAGUCACUGCUUAUGGUGGAUCACCUCAAGGUGCCACAAGUCAGUUUUCCCCUGGAUCUAAAUCCUCCUAUGCAAGUGUAUCCCUGUCUUCACCCCAAGCUGGUCCAUCUACUACUGUUCAGGGUUCUCGGAAGCAGUUUACAUCUACCUUCACAGGCAGCUCUGGCACCCAGGCUGGGUCAUCUACUCUCUUCACUCUGCAGGGAAGCACCAGUUAUGGUGGAUCACCACAGCUCCAAGAUACUGCUGGCACAUUUGCCCCUGGGUCUCUGUCCUCCUAUGCAAGUGUAUCCCUGUCCUCACCCCAAGCUGUUGCUGGUCCUAGUAUGGUUCAGAGUUCACGGAAGCAGUUUACUUCUGGAUUUAGAGGCAGCUCUGGGGCUCAAUUUGGAGCUUCUACUGGUGUUGCCAGUCAAUCUAGUUCACAGAAGCAGUUUACCUCUGCCUCCCAGAGAAGGAUUGGGGCCUCUACAGGUUUUGUUUCACAAGGGAUGAGUAGGUUUUACAGUGGUUCUGUCAAGUCUCAAGAUCCUGCAAGUCAAUUUGCCCCUAAACCUCAAUCUCCCCAUGCAAGUGUAUCACUGUCCUCACCCCAAGCUGGUCCAUCUACUACUGUUCAGGAUUCUCGGAAGCAGUUUACCUCUACCUUCACAGGCAGCUCUGGCACCCAGGCAGGGUCCUCCACUUGCUUCACCCUGCUGGGAAGCACUGCUUAUGGUGGAUCAUCUCGGCCUCAAGAUGCUGCUAGUCAGUUUAUCCCUGGGUCUUCAUCCCCAUAUGCAAGUGUGUCAUCGUCCUCAUCCCAAGGUGUUGCUAGUCCGUCCAGCCAAUCGUAUCAAGGCUAUUCUGUGUCCCAAAGCCAGAAGUCUCAAAGAUGGCAGCCUUUAGCUACUCAUUGGACACAAGGUAUUCGGACCUCAGAUGCUGCUGCUGCUGCGUCACAGGAUAGCUCUUCAACUCAAAGCUCUCCAAUGCAGUUCUAUUCCCUGUCAUCUGCAGAAGGCUCAUCUUCAAGAGUUUCUGGUCCGUUUGUUUCUGCACCGGGUGGUAGCACCAGUUACGGUGGGUCUUUCCAAUCUCAAAGCCUUUCUACAAAGCAUACCCCUGGGUCCCAGAUCUUGCCCUAUGAUCCAAGUGUUUCUGGGCAAGGUACAUCCAGUGCUUCAGCUUCUGAGGUCUUGAGUAGCUACAGUUUAAUGAACAACCAGAAUGCUCCCGCUCCAUCCCGCAGCUCUUCCUCAAGCCGCUUCUACUUAGACAAGGGCUGAAAGACUCCAGUAAUCUACUGCAAAUGUCCUCCAGAAUUGAAACUCCAAUAAAUGUUUUAAGCAAA
Sinocyclocheilus anshuiensis is the source of this 3035-nucleotide messenger RNA. RefSeq names its product hornerin-like. The transcript is spliced from 7 exons. The record is from RefSeq and is a predicted model, not a curated record. The coding region runs from base 16 to 2970 and encodes 984 amino acids. Lineage: Eukaryota; Metazoa; Chordata; Actinopteri; Cypriniformes; Cyprinidae.